Molecule: messenger RNA, 2117 nt
Organism: Lacerta agilis (Sand lizard)
Lineage: Eukaryota; Metazoa; Chordata; Lepidosauria; Squamata; Lacertidae
Gene: IGFALS
Product: insulin like growth factor binding protein acid labile subunit
Exons: 2
Coding region: 268-2079 (603 amino acids)
Cellular component (GO): extracellular matrix
Molecular function (GO): protein binding
Source: RefSeq, a predicted model, not a curated record
CAAUCAAAGCAUGAGGGCAAUAGCCCUUUCCUGUUGCAGUGUUGCAGCAAGGGCGAAAAUCCAGGCUGUGUCACCAAUGCAAACCUAAUGGUAUUCCUAAACCGGUGACGGACUGGUUAAAAGCAGCCUGUCCGUAGACUGCUGGACAAGCGUCAAGGCGGUUGCUGCUGUAUUGCUACAUUAGCAGCAGGCGGGGAAAUGCAAAGAGCAGAACUUGCCUGAGGUGGCUGGGCAGACCUUUGCCUUCCCAGACGUUCACCAGCAAGCAUGAGGAUGAGCAAAGGAUCAGUGUUGGCGUUGACUCUGAUUUGGCUGUUGGCAGCGAGGUCUCAGCCCCUCGAAGCGGGGCCCACCAAUGAACAGGCCAGCCCCGAAAAGCAGAAGUGUCCCAGCCUGUGUGGCUGCAGUUACGAUGAACGCAAUGAUGAGCUGAGUGUCUACUGCAGCUUGCGAAACCUCACCAGCCUUCCUGAAGACGUUCCCAAGGCCGUGAGGAUGUUGUGGCUGGAAGGAAACAAUUUCACUUCCUUGCCAGCUCUUGCUUUCAGGAACCUCUCCAGCCUGGAAUUUCUCAACCUUCAGGGCAGCCACCUGUCAAGCAUCGAACAGCACGCCUUCCAUGGCUUGGAGGAACUCUACUCCUUGCUCCUCCAGCACAACCAGCUGAAGUCGUUGGCGCCCAACAUCUUCCUCCAUCUGCAGAACCUGGUUUCCCUACAUCUCAACAACAACCAGUUUAGCAAGAUUGAGGAAGGUGUGUUUGCUGGGCUCUCCAAUCUCUGGUACUUGAACCUCGGAUGGAACUCCUUGGUGGUCCUGCCGGACAAAGUGUUUCAUGAUCUACCCAACCUGCGGGAGCUGAUCCUGGCUGGGAACAAGCUCCACUAUCUCCAGCACCAGCUCUUUUACAGCCUCAGUGAGUUGAAAGAGCUGGACCUGAGUGGGAAUUCCCUGAAGGGCAUCAAGGGCAACAUCUUCACGAAGCUGCAGAAGCUGCAGAAGCUUUACCUCAGCCAGAACCAAAUCAACGCCAUCGCCCCACGAGCUUUCAUGGGCAUGAAGUCUCUGCGAUGGUUGGACCUGUCCCACAACCGCCUCACCAUGCUUUUUGAAGACACGUUUGCGGGCCUUUCAAGCCUGCAUGUGUUGCGCCUCUCCAACAAUUCCAUUGCCAGUCUGAGGCCAAGGACCUUCAAAGACCUCCAGUACUUGGAGGAGCUGCAGCUGGGGAACAACAAGCUCAGAAGCCUGCCAGAAAGGGCCUUCGACAAGCUGAGUCAGCUGGAGGUUCUCACGCUCAACAACAACCAUAUCCAAGAGAUCAGGGCUGGGGCUUUCCUUGGUCUUUCCAACAUGGCAGUGAUGAACCUCUCUGGGAACUGCCUUAAGGCCCUCCCAGAUUUUACCUUCAGGGGACUCAGCCAACUGAACAGCCUCCACUUGGAAAACAGCUGCCUCAGCAGGAUAAGGCCACAUAUGUUCUCCGACCUUUCCAGCCUCCGGAGGCUCUUCUUGAAACACAACGCCAUCUCAGAAAUGGAGGACCACAGCCUGGGCGAUUUGCACGAGCUGCUUGAUCUGGACCUCAGGCACAACCAGCUGAGCAGCCUCUCCCCAAACCAGUUUGCAGGCCUCCGUAACUUAGAAUACCUCCUCCUGUCCUCCAACCAGCUGCUAGACAUCUCUCCUGAAGCCUUCACCCCACUUCUGCGCCUCUCCUGGCUCGACCUCUCCAGCAACUGUUUGGAGGCCCUGGAGGGUGACAUCUUCCGCUCCUUCCCCAGGCUGGGAUAUCUGAACAUCGGGAACAAUUCGCUCAGAACCUUCUCGGUGGAUUGGCUGAGCCCUUCACUCGUCCAACUGUGGCUGGAAGGGAACAAGUGGCAAUGCAACUGCUCCCUGAAAGGACUUAGAAACUUUGCCCUGCAGCACCCCAGUGUUGUAUUGCGGUACACACAGUCCAUCACAGAAGGAGAUGCUCCUGUAUAUACUUACAACAACAUCACUUGCCUUAGCCCUGGGGAGGUAGCAGGACUUGAUCUUCGGGACAUCCAAGACACCCAUUUUGCCGAUUGCUAAAUAAUGGUACUUUUUACUUGGUUUUCCCUGCCCGCCCC